This is a messenger RNA of Eimeria necatrix, 2493 nucleotides long. RefSeq lists its product as hypothetical. The coding region runs from base 1 to 2493 and encodes 830 amino acids. NCBI's taxonomy places the organism in Eukaryota, Apicomplexa, Conoidasida, Eucoccidiorida, Eimeriidae. Gene Ontology annotation, biological process: regulation of transcription by RNA polymerase II. Gene Ontology annotation, molecular function: transcription coregulator activity. The transcript is spliced from 4 exons. The record is from RefSeq and is a predicted model, not a curated record. Gene Ontology annotation, cellular component: SWI/SNF complex; nucleus.
AUGGCUCGCCGCAACAGGAAGAACAACAGCGGCCUCAACAGCAGGGGCCCCGCGCAGCAGCAGCCCCCAAGAGAAGAGCCUGUGGAGGCUGCUGUUGGAGAGGGGGGGCCUCAAGAGCCUUUGCCCAGAGAUGGCAGCAGCCCAUCUGCAGGGAAAUGCAACAUGCCUGAGAGCGAGACGACCCCGGGGGAAGCCAACUACCCCCAGUACCUGAGGGAAAGGGCCAUUAGUGCUCUCCUAGAGCUCGAAAGGAUGGCUUACAAAAACUUCGAAGAAGCCGUGGCUCUCGCCACAGCUGCGGCAAACGCCACUGACGCGCUGCUUGAAAUGCCCGUAAUAGAACCUCCCCCGAGCGCUCCACGCCAAGCAGCGCAGCCGGUUGUGGAGGAGUUGUCGAGCUCUUCUGGCGGCUCCUGCGAUUUCGAAAGGUUCCUUCAGGAGCUGCUGCGCCUCAUUUCAAUUGACUUGCUUGUAGAAGUCAGAACACCCGAGCAGCAGCAGCAGCGGCAGCAGGGAGAGCAGCCGCGCAGCCCUGCGGGAGCGCCGCAGCAGCAGCCGCAGCAGCCGCAGCAGCCGCAGCGGCCGCAGCAGCCGCAGCCUCAGCAGGUGUCGCAGGCGCUGCCGCCCGUGGCGCUGCAGCGGAUCGAUCUGCUGCAGCGGCUGGCUUCAACAGAGCCAAAGGACAUCAAAGAGGCUCUUCUGCAACGGGACAGAGACUUAAGUGGGACUCUCCACCUCAGUCUUCUGGAGAGGCUGAGCAGCGGCGAAGAAAGCGAGGCGCUGCACCUGUCGCUGCUCGAGAAGCUUUCCCUUGAGGCUGACUCUCCGCAGCACAGCAGCUCCACAGAAAAGGCAGCUCGCGGGAAGCAGCAGGCGAGCGCUGCAGCAGCAGCAGCAAGAGGCGGAAGCGACAGCAGGCCCCCCCUGUCCAUUCGGCAGCAGCUAGCUGAGCAGGAGCGGAACAGCGAAAACCUCCACCUAAGCCUUCUCGAAAGAAUAGGAUCUCUCAGUGAUCUUCCAGAGGGCUCUGCAGACAGCCAAGCCCUCCACUUGUCGCUGCUUUUCGGCAAGUUGUCCCUGCAGGACGACUCAGGCGCCAGAGUUCCCUGCAGUUCUCAGGGGACCUGCAAAGGCUCAGAAGCAGCAGCCACUCCUUCCAGAGCAGGAGAUGGCGCAAAAGCUCCGCCAGCACAGCCAGCUGCAAGGCCAGAGGCUCAAGUGUUCAACAAAAGGGGGCCGCGGGUCACUGCGGGUGCCACUCGGGAGGGUGGAGCUGCGGCGAGGCAAAAGUUCAGGCUAAGAGCCUGGGGAAGCCGAGGCAGCAGCAGCAGCUGCACAGGAAGCAGCGAUUCCGCAGAGUGGGUGACAGAGAGCAGCAGCAGUUCCAGGGACAAUGGCCCUCUUAACAGUGCCCCCAUGCCUCUUCCCAUGUCAAGGGCAGCUGCAAAAGCCGCCAGAAACAGGAAAUCCCCUGUCGACGCUUCUCAAGGGGCAGCUGAGGGAGCAUCUGCUGCUGCUGCGCCGGCCAAGGCGCAGCAAGCUCCACAACAACAGCAACAAGAGCUGCGGCAGCAACAGCAGCAGCAGCAACAGCAUCAGCAGCAACAACAGCAGCAGGAGCUGCUACUGCAGCCGCAGCUAAGCCCAGCUCCUUGUUGUUUCAAGGCUGUCCUUCGGAGCACAUCUCCUCUUCCCGGAAGCAGAAGGCCAGACGUUUUUGGGCUCGACGCCGUUGCCUCUAAAGAGGCUUCUUGUCUACAGGCCCCGCUGGAUGCUGCGGUGGUUCGUCAGUUCCAGCCUGCAGCAGGAAGCGUGCCGGGAGCGGCAGCAGCAGCAGCUGCCGCUGCUGCAGCGGGACGGGAUCGUCGCCCGUCUUCUGCGGCGCCUCAAAGCGCUAUGAGUCCCGAAGCUUUCUGGGACAUGUUCUAUCAGAAGACAUCUCGCAAAAUGAUCACAGACGCUCCUGCAGCUGCACAGACAGCGCGUCCUGCUGCCCAGCGCCCAUCCACACCAUCCUCCGUUGGUUUGUGGAGUGCUGAAGAGGGGAGGAAAAAGAAAGCUACUUGGAUCUGGCUCGACUCUGACAGUUCAAUAGACACCCCAUGCGCUGCAAACUGCACUGGCUGCGCGAACCCUUGCGAUGAAAGGCCAUAUGAUGCAGACAGCUCCGGAGUCUCGUCUCGAGACAGCCUAAAUCUGGGAUCCUUGCCGUGCCUGGUUGUUAGGGGUGUUCCGCUGGCGCAGCAGCAGCAGCCAGGCGCCCGCGUGGCAGGUCCAGUAGAGGCCAACGGCAGGCCUCCCUUGCUUUUUGAAGAUAGCUCUCCGGCUGCAGAAACGGAGGCCGUCGUAAACGGCGCUUCUCAGGACUUGAGGGAUCAACAAGAACAACAGCAGACUCAGUCAUAUUUACCAGCUUCUGCAGGGGAAAGGCCAACGUCCAGAAGAAAGCAACGAAACCGCAGAAGACGCACAUCGGCUCGCUACCGCCGUUGA